Arabidopsis thaliana (thale cress) is the source of this 632-nucleotide messenger RNA. Its product is annotated as Beta-1,3-N-Acetylglucosaminyltransferase family protein. The transcript is spliced from 2 exons. The record is from RefSeq and is marked reviewed. The coding region runs from base 130 to 504 and encodes 124 amino acids. Lineage: Eukaryota; Viridiplantae; Streptophyta; Magnoliopsida; Brassicales; Brassicaceae.
GUAAGAAAAACGAAUCUCACAAGUCAUAACAAACGCCUGCCUAUAAAUACCCAACAUCACAUUUGGGCACCCAUACUUACUACGUUUUCCAAAUUUCAUCUUUGCUAAAACUCGAAAGAAUAUCAGACAAUGGCAUCAAACGCUUGCAAAGUCCUUUGCCUUGUUCUCUUCCUCGCAUUCGUUAACCAAGGGUAUGGGGAUUGUCAUCUAAAUUACCUAUCUGUGAAACAAUCAAAAACCGGAAAAUUGGUUCAGAAUAAACCGGAGUGGGAAGUGAGAGUGACGAACCCUUGCAACAAUUGCAAAUUCCAGUACACGAAGUUGUCAUGUGUCGGUUUCCAAUCGGUUACACCCGUCGCUACCUCGUUGUUGUCAAAAUCCGGUGACAUUUGUCUCCUCAACGCCGGUAACUUCAUCUUUCCUCACGUGGACUUCGUUUUCAAUUACGUUUGGGACACAAGCUUCGACCUCAAGGUUAUCGACGGCGUUAUCGUUUGUCCUUAAUUUUUCUACCCGAAUUGUUUCGGUUUUGGUUCAUGUUAGCUAGGUCACAUGAAACUGAUGAUAUAUCUACUUAAAUGUUGUCUCAAUCAUUAGCCUAAGGAUUAAUAAAGAUGUUUACUUCACUAUUA